GGUGAGCACCCAGCAGCCAUGCAGACCAACACAGCCCCUCCCUGCCUGCUGUGUGGCGGGGGCGCUACCACCUACAGGUCGUCUCCGUCCCUCUACACCAGCAUCUGCUCCAGCAUCACCUUCACCCACCUCCUCACCCCUCCGUCUCUCUUACCACUGACCCUCUCCACCGCCACCACUGCUCUAUGCUUCAGAUCGCUGCAGCGGACGCCCUGGGUGAUGCUUAUGGUCACUGCGGCGCUUCAGGUGCUCAGGGUGUUCCUACAGGUAUCUUGAUUAUCCUCAUGAGUGAAACCUUUUUUCUCCUCUCCCGAAGUUGUUCUGAGUGAUAAUGUGUUGCAGGCUUCUGUUAUGGGGGAUCUCUGUACGACUCUCCUCGUGUAUAUGAACCAAUUUUGUAUUGAUAAAACAAAAUCUUGUAUUCAACGAUUAUCUUACUUGUCGUGUGUGUGGGUCCGAGGUUCGGAUGAUGCGUCCAGAGCUUAAAUGAUGUUUCCUGGGCUAUAAUGGCAUGACCAAAGCUCGAAUGAUGAGAACAAGGCUCGGAUGAUGUGUUUGAAACGCGGAUGAUUCGCCUCAGCACCUGCCAUGUAAGUUUUCCAAGCUACACGAUUAGGCCCCGGCAAAGCUGCUGAGAUCUUAAGCUUCUCUUUCGCCAGGAGAUGGGAUGAGAGCGAGGACAUGUCUCACGUCUCAGAUAUGAAUAGUUUUAAAUGCUGCCAAGUGUAUUUUUUCAGAAAGCUUCUGAGACCUUUGAGGAUCUUGAAGGGUUCCAGAGGAGAAUACCAUGAAAUGUUCGUGUUUAUGAUUCGCUUGGAGGUGUUUCUCAGCUCCUCAGUGUCCACCCAUAUACAUUUGAAGUGUUUGGAUAAUACACAUGAUCUCAAUUUAUUUUUGGGAAUUUCUCCGUGAGACGUCUGAGCCCUUCGAGGUGAACGAAAGAGAACUCGAGUAUAUAAUAUUAGUCCUUCUUUGAAGCUCCAGGCUCUCAGUGAUAUCAAUGCUGUUCACGUAUUCAUAGGAACUCUUAAACGAUAUUCCUUCCAGGAAAAUGUUGAUCUCGGAAUCAUCUUAAUAUUGCUACACCUUCAGUCAAGAUAUCACGUGAAGCCAAGUUUCCAGGCAUCACCGUAAUAAGACUCUCCUCCAAGUUCCACUGAAGACUCUAAGAUGUUUGUGACAGAGCAUAUCCAUCUGAUUUUAGUAUUUUUAAUGUUAAUGAUUAUUCCAGAGAAUAAAUGUCUAUCUUAGUUUAUUAAGCUGAUAGACAGAAGACAAUCAUCAACUCAUCCUCCACAUAAAAGAUGAU
This is a messenger RNA of Procambarus clarkii (red swamp crayfish), 1309 nucleotides long. NCBI's taxonomy places the organism in Eukaryota, Metazoa, Arthropoda, Malacostraca, Decapoda, Cambaridae. The record is from RefSeq and is a predicted model, not a curated record.